ACACGGAAAGUGGGCGGAACUACGGAAGCCUACUCGUUGAAAACAUUACGGAAGACUUUGGCGCUAUACACCGGCAUGGUUGCAUUACUUAACAAGUUUGUUGGAUUAUUUAUUAUUACAGCGAUAACUAUUCGUGGCUAAUCGAUUUACGUACGUGCAAAAUUUCACUUUUGCGAAUCUACAGCAUUUUUUUUUAAUUUUGGAAACCACAGCGUAAUCUUUAACUCAAUGUAAGUGAUACCAACAAGGUCAUAAUCUGUCUGGGCAGUGGUUACGGAAUUAUACGUGCUCUUUAUAAUACUGAGCUUCUAUGAUGGCUGGACUAAUUAACUUUGAGGAUGAAAAAGAGGUAAAGCAGUUUUUAGACAAUUUAGGAGUGGAAUACAGCUUUCAGUGCUACAAAGAAAAGGACCCUGAAGGGUGUCAACGACUGGCUGAUUAUUUGGAAGGGGUGAAGAAAAAUUAUGAAGCUUCAGCACAAGUGCUUAAACACAACUGCGAAACUUAUGGGCAUGGGGAAAGUUGCUAUAAACUUGGAGCCUAUCAUGUCACAGGGAAAGGGGGCGUAGCUGAGUGUCUGAAAGCUGCCUACUCCUGUUUUCUGCGCUCCUGCAAUGCUGGAGGAAAGAAGUCUAUAGACGCCUGCCACAAUGUAGGUCUCCUAGCUCACGAUGGACGGGCCACGGAUGGAGAACCAGACGUGAAGGCUGCUCGACAGUAUUAUGAGAAAGCCUGUGCAGGUGGAUUUGCUCCUUCAUGCUUCAACCUCAGUGCUUUGUAUAUAACAGGCAAUCCAGGUGGUGUGGCCUCAGAUAUGUCACUAGCACUAAAGUAUGCCAACAGGGCUUGUGAACUGGGACAUGUCUACGGAUGUGCCAAUGCAAGUCGCAUGUACAAGCUUGGUGAUGGCACAGAAAAGGAUGAAAAGAAAGCAGAGGAACUGAAAAACCGAGCUAAGGAGCUUCAUGGUUUGGCGAAAGAACGGCAACUUAAAUUUGGAGAGUGAUUGUGAAACAGUUCAGUUUUGUCCUAAGAACAGCUCUGUGUAUUUUUAAACAUAUCAGACAUAAACACUGAAACAAAA
Molecule: messenger RNA, 1084 nt
Organism: Boleophthalmus pectinirostris (great blue-spotted mudskipper)
Lineage: Eukaryota; Metazoa; Chordata; Actinopteri; Gobiiformes; Gobiidae
Product: cytochrome c oxidase assembly factor 7
Exons: 3
Coding region: 311-1006 (231 amino acids)
Cellular component (GO): mitochondrial intermembrane space
Molecular function (GO): protein binding
Source: RefSeq, a predicted model, not a curated record